Mangifera indica (mango) is the source of this 772-nucleotide messenger RNA. Its product is annotated as cysteine proteinase inhibitor-like. Lineage: Eukaryota; Viridiplantae; Streptophyta; Magnoliopsida; Sapindales; Anacardiaceae. The transcript has 3 exons. The record is from RefSeq and is a predicted model, not a curated record. Bases 183 to 476 code for a protein of 97 amino acids. Gene Ontology annotation, molecular function: cysteine-type endopeptidase inhibitor activity.
AAUUCUUAGCGGAAUACAAAUUGAUUUUUGUCUGUUCACAGUUGGCAAAACUGACCACGCGUUUGAGUGCGAAAACGGAUCCAAUUCUAAUAUAUUAUAAUUUAUUAAUUCAAUAAUAUUAAAUUAUAAAUAUAAUCAGCCAGAGGAAGAAGGAAAAAUAGUUACUUUGAUCAGAGAACGAAAUGGCAACCCUCGGUGGUGUCCGUGAUAUUGAUGUGACUGCUAACGCUAUUGAGAUCGAUAGCCUCGCGCGUUUCGCCGUUGAUGAGUAUAACAAGAAACAGAAUUCGACGCUGCAGUUUGUGAAAGUUGUGAAGGCGAAGCAGCAGGUGGUUUCUGGAACUGUGUAUUAUCUAACUCUGGAGGCGAAAGAGGGGGAUCAGAAGAAGCUUUAUGAAGCCAAAGUGUGGGAGAAGCCUUGGUUGCACUUCAAGGAGUUGCAGGAGUUUAAGCUUCUUGAUGCUGCUUCUGCUUAGUUUGGUGACUGGUUAACAGUAUGUCAAACACGAAAAUAAAAAUAUCAGGGAAUUGAAGCUGUAUUCAGUAUGAAAUAAAUGUAAAUGACUUAUGAAUUUGGUUUGAACUUUGCAAUUUAUGUGUGUAGAUUCUUCUUUUGUAUAAAUUGCGCAACUCUGUGAAGCUCUUCUACAUUGUUGCACGGUGAUGCAUCAGCCUAAUGAAGACUUCAUGAACAUGCAAACAAGUUAUGUGCAAAUAAAUUUGUUGUAUUAUAUGUGCAAAUUUUAUCCCUAUCUAAUUGCUCCAUUUUCUA